AUAUUUCUAUGGCUUGUGCUUUGUGUUUAGUAUUAAUUUUCGUGCGAGCUAAAUAGUCCAUGACUUGGUCUAAAUAUUGAAAAAAUUUAUAUAUAUAUAUAAAACAUCUGUUUCAUCGAAUAAUUGAAAAUAUAUCCAUCUGAAAACACCUUUUGUUUCAAAAAUCCUUGUGAAAAGUAUGGGGAUGCGCUAGCUAAUUCACAUUUUCAAAGUAGUAAUGUGUCUCUGACGAUUACAUACUUGGGCAUGUAUGUAUGUAUGCAUUUGCUGGCCAUCGGCAUUGCUGCAGAAGGCAUUGUUUGGUUGCUUUCGCUGAUGCUGUCGCCUUUGACGCCAAAGUUGACGUUGACGCUGACUCCGCAGUGCCGAAUGAUACACAAAUUUGUAUCGUAGUCGAUGCCAGCGCGCGUUGCAAAAAAUUUGGAAGUGAUAAAAGCAAAAUAUGUAUGUGUAUGUUUACAAAUGUGUGUGUACCCGUGUGCAUAUAUUUACACAUGUAUAUAUAGUAAAUAAAAAGUACAACAAAAGAUAAAUUCAGUUCGCUCAAGUCAAUUUAAUUGAAAGAGUUACAAAAGUGAAAUGGUACUUGAAAUCGCCAAACAGAUGCAAAAUAGUAGCAUGGCGAAUAGUGCGAAAAUGUGAUACAAGUCGCACAAUCAAAUUUAAAUUUGUGUCAUUAGUGCAUUUUACAUUUAUCGAUCGAAUUCCACUGUUGGCCCACUGCUGGUAGUAUUUGGUGUCGGACGCAAGGAGUCAAGUGACGCGUAUAUGUCAGUGCCCGUCCCUGUUUUUAUACGACGCCGAGUACUUUUAGUGUUAAAAUUUUUGGUAAAUGCGAAAUGGCGCAAGCCUUGCACAUACAUACAUACAUAUGUACGUAGGUAUCUGGCUCCGAUUUUUAAACAAACUACGGAUUAAGGAGUGUUAAUUGUCAGUUCCUGGACAUUUAAAGAGUUUGAAGUGGAAUCUAAAACCAGCUUAUGCCAAAAAGGAAGAAAUAACGUUAAAUAAAGUGGCUGACACUGCAGCUAAUGCCACCCACAAGCGAGCUACAUAUUUAUCUGCACCGCAAUGAUAGUCUCUUCAGCUUUUUCACAAUUCAUCAGCAUCUGUGCCACCUGCUUUCAAUAACCGAGUGCUUCUAAAAUCAAACUAAGAUGCCUGGACUCGUCGUUUUUAGACGGCGCUGGUCAGUAGGCUCAGAUGAUCUCGUAGUACCAGGAGCUUUUUUGUUGACUACGCAUCUUAUUUGUUUUGUAAUAGUGUUGCUGUCAUUAUUGGUCUUCGAAUACAACCUUGCGAUUCUAAACUUGAAGUUACUUUUCGCUCUGCAGAUCUGUUAUUUAAUAAUAUUAUUUUGUUCCGUUUGCGUUGAGUCUGGCAUCUGUGUCAUAUCUAUGCGGGGUAGUAUUUUGGACUCUGCCGCCCGAACAUCGAUCAACCUUUGGAUAUAUCUAAAAAGCAUGGUAAUAUUUUUUGAUAUUACGUGGCUGGUAUUAGGUACGAUAUGGUUGACAAACUAUUAUUUUGAUGCACCCAUCGAUGAGGCCAAGAAGAUCUUCAUGGCCACCGUAAUUUGCAAUUGGGCAUUGGUGUUCAUAACUCUUAUUACCAUUUGGUGUACAUUCGAUGCUGCCGGCCGUUCAUGGGUCAAAAUGAAAAAGUAUCAAAGGUCAAUGAGAGAGACUGAGUCUCGCUUCAAUUACAAGCGCAGCAACAGCAUGAAUCGUAAUUGGCGCCAACGAAAAGUGAUGCGUGCGUAUCAAGACAGUUGGGACCACCGGUGUCGUCUACUGUUCUGUUGCAUGGGUGGCACAGAUCGCAAUCGAAACUCCUUUACCGAUAUAGCCCGCCUGCUUAGUGAUUUCUUUCGGGAACUGGACGUGGUGCCUUCAGAUGUUGUUGCAGGCUUAGUGUUAUUGCGAAAGUUCCAAAGAAUAGAACGCGAAGCCGUUGUUCGUCAGCGGAAAAAUGGCACGUACGAGUUCUUGAGUGGUGUGCCAAUUACUGACCGCACUCAGUUCCUAGCUUUAAACGAUGCAAAAAACUACGAUUUCUUCCAAACUAUCAUACACUACAUGCAUUUCGCUCAGGGUGCCUACGGCUGGCCAAUGUACUUCAUAAUAAACCGUUCGAAAAUGUAUAAUUUGCUACCUGAGUUAAAAUGCUUUACUUGUUGUUGCCGUCCCCAAACUGAUACGCCCCCUAUUAUACAGGACAACUGUUGUUUUUGUAAUUAUGCCGCCCUAAAGAAAACUUUGCAAGCUGGUGAUAUAGAAAUUAUCUACGCCACCUACCAUGUUGAUGUGGGUGAGACGCCGUUUUUCGUGGCUGUAGAUUAUACCCAAAAAAAAAUUGUAGUGAGCAUACGUGGGACACUCAGUAUGAAGGAUAUACUCACCGAUUUAAACGCAGACGGGGAAGUGCUGCCACUCUCACCACCGAGAGACGACUGGCUGGGCCACAAAGGCAUGGUGCAGGCAGCUAUUUAUAUUAAGAAUAAAUUAGAGGAAGAAGGACUGAUCGAGCGUGCGUUAAGUCGUAAUCGUGAUAAGGGAACUCACACAUUUGGAUUAGUGUUAGUGGGCCAUUCACUUGGUGCCGGAACUGCGGCUAUAUUAGCCAUACUCAUGAAAGCAGAUUAUCCGUCGUUACAGUGUUUUAGUUACUCACCACCAGGUGGGUUGCUCAGCAUGCCCGCGGUGGAAUAUACAAAAUCGUUUAUCACAUCCGUUGUGUUGGGGAAGGAUGUAGUACCUCGCAUCGGCUUACACCAGAUGGAAGCUUUGCGUGCUGACUUAAUUAACGCUAUCCAACGAAGUGUUGAUCCCAAAUGGAAAACAAUAUCCUGCUCUGUUAUUUGCUGUGGCUGUGGACCCGAACCCACAUCUGUUGUUGAGAUGUCCGGCAAAGACACCCAUAUAAAUCAAUACCAAGAACAAAGAGACUCAGCACGUGCAACAAGUGCGCAUCCAACAGACAGCUCUAUUGCUUUGACAUUACACCAGCCACUAUACCCGCCCGGGCGCAUAAUUCACAUAGUGCGACAUCAUCCGAAACCAGAAGAGCAAAAGUACGACAGCGGUUGGAGAAGUGUUCUAAAGAGUCAUGAGCCGGUCUAUCAGGCCAUCUGGGCUGACACUUACGAUUUCGAUGAAGUUCUCAUAUCGCCGGUAAUGCUGCAGGACCACAUGCCCGACAAAGUAUUGGCGGCGCUAAAAAAGGUUGUAACCACGAGUGGACCGCGUAAACCGCAACGUCAAACCUCGAAUGCCUUCUCCACCAUAUCCAACGAUUGUAAUCAUUAUGACUUCGAUGUCGAACGUGUAUCGCCUCUGGGCUCUAUCGACCCGAUAAGCAUUUUAAAACUUGAAACCAACUUUAAACGAUUGUCGCAUAGCUCUUUUCCCAACAUAAGCAGCUCUAUCAAUUUAACACCUACAACACAACACAAAAUCUGUCAUGAAACCUCUUUUGCCAAUUUACAAGGUCCAUUGGAUAUGCAAACGAUAGGCACGCAAUAUUUUCCUGGACAAAAUUCGAGUAAGACGUCAUCUAUUGCUGGCAGCAUUUUGGGCCGAAGCCAGCUAAGUUCAGCUCAAUACGACAUAUCAGUAGAUGAGAGCAUAACAACGGUAACGCGCCGAAGUCCUUCUGUACCGAGCGAAACUGCCACGGUGAUCAUAAAUGAUCCUGAUCAAUUACCCAUUCAACGCUUAAAGGCUGUUGCUUUCGACAUUGAUUGCAAUUCUAGUAUACUAGUACAGUCGCCAUCUCUUUAUAAUGCACCUAAAGGUAUUUUACAUCGUCAAUAUUCGGCACGCGUUGAGAAGCGGAAGCGUAAUAUGCCCAUAACAGCAUUGCGUAGGGCUUCGGACGCCUCACGACCAGUAGAUUUAUUGCAUGAUGACUGGCUCGGUUUGGCGCCGUUAGCUAGUCCUGAAACGUUAUCUGAGAUCUCUAGUAUUUCGUCGCGCACAAGUGCUCCCAUCAGUUUAGCUAACAGCAUAGAACGUUAUUUGCAUAAUUUAAAUUUGAGCGGUGAGAGUGCAAACGGACGUGUCAUGCUCGAAGACAUAUUCGAAUCGCAACUGCAUACCCCAAAAAUUAUGCGGCGGGCACCAAAGUUCAGUGAGAACCUGUCAACCUGCGCAGAGGAUAGCCGAAAUUUAGAUCAAUAUAAACGUAUGGGCCGAGUGUUCGUUACAUUUCCGCCCAUAUUUGACAACGUUUAUAAUAAUAACAAUAAUAACAAUCAGCAGUCCAGCUUCGACUCGAGCGAUGAUAGUUACGAAUCAGCGCAGAGUCUUAGUCGACUUCAGUCAAAACGUAAUCCCACCACAGUACGUGAAUCAACUGGCACCAAUACGCUUCAACCGAAACAGAGUUCAAAAUCCGCGGAUCCAUUAGAUGGUGAUACAACGGAACAAAGACAAAGUCAAUAUCCCAUAAAGAAGUUAACUUUUAGUGAUAGUGAAAUUCUAAAUGAAGAUUGUUCGAGUCAGUGCCCCAAUUGUCCAUGCCACUUGGAUGUAGGAACUGAAGUUAAAGUCGAUUGCUGCCAGCGCUUGGAACACAGCCAAUGUUUAAUGACGGUUUUAAACAAAGAUGGAAACAGCGGAUCAGCUGAUACGACUUUUUAUAGUGCCAACUCCUCACUCGAACAAUUCUCGACGCCGGGAAGAAUGAUGAGCCAUAACAAAACCGCCUUUAAUAGUAACUCCGAGUACCAAAGUGUCACCGAGGACACAUUCAGCAUACGACCAGGUGUUCUCGAAUCACAUUUUCCUGUAUACGAAACUGAUUCUCAUCCAGUGCACCAUAACGGGUCACAAUCUGGUAAUGCCUCCGAAAUGCAUGAAACUCCUAAAUGUCCCUCAUGUGAUUUAGCACCCUCGACACAAAUAAAGCAAGAUGUUAUUGGUGGUCGAAUACGCAAGAGGCUUUCAUCCGAAGAAUUUAUAUUUACUCGCAAUGAUGACUUUUCUUUGAUUGCCCAAUUGGGGGAGAAGUCGAACAAACGUAAGGGAUGCGUCUAUCCAGCGGGGAGUAAUUGCAAUAUGCGGAUAGCGCAACCACUGAUCUGCACCAAUACAGCAACAACGACUACAACAGCAGCCACUGCAACAAAAUCUUCACCAAUUUUACAAAUACAAAAUUACUCAAACCAACUUGAUUCACUAUCUGUUUCGAGUCCCUCUAGCAAAUGUCCUAGUCUAAUACUUCAUAUAACUAAUAGCGAAGAAAGUAGUGUCUGAAGCUCGUGGCAAGUACCUAAUUAAAUAUAUUAAUAUAAUAAGUUUACAUAGUAUUAGUGCACGAAAGUAUGUUUAUAAGACAUACAGUAGCCGCUCGUGUAUGGGACCUAUUUCAAACAGGAUUCGUUCACUCGAGUGCAUUGUUGAUAUAUUAGAGGCUGAAUUUAUAUGCAGUUUCACUUAUACAUAUUAGGUUGGAGAAAAAUAUUUUAUCACAUACAUAUGUGACAUUUUAACAAUGAAUUACUAGUUUUUAAAUUGAUAAAUUAAUUUUAAAAAAUAUUGUAACCUAUUUCGCAAAUAGAGACUAAAUAUAAUAAUACUAAAAAACAAUAUUAUGAAAAACAAUAUAUAGCUACAGAGUGAAGUAAUUGUAUGUGAAAUGACAGAGUGAAGUUCUUAUAUCUUAAACUCGGCGAAACCCGCUUAAGUGACUAGCGCGCCAAUCAAGAAAAAACAAAUAUUUUAACUUAAACUGAAUGAGUGAAGUUUUUUAUUGUUUUUUUUAUGUACCAUGCAGUUUUUAUUUUUUAGUUUAUGUUUUGUUUUUUUGUUCUUGUUGACAACCACCAUUCACUAAAUAUUCCACCUCGGAGCACAACUAAGAAAUAUAAUUAGAGAAUUUAACUGCAAAAGCUGAUAAUUUCGUGACACUUUCAUCUUCUUAUAAGGAAAUAAGAGUUUCUUCUUUUUUUGCUUUAAAUUUGAUACAUUAGUCUUAUGCGAAAAAGUCCUUGAUAUUAAUUACAAAGGGGAAAAUAUUCUUUUAAAUCAAAUACUGCAAAUAAUCAGAUGAUAAUGUACACAUGAAAGAGAGGUCGAGUUCACUCUUUAGAACCGGCAGUUCAAAAUUUGUCAGUAUGUAUGUUUUUGUUGACUCUUUCGGAUAUACAAGUGAGUGUCUAUGUAACCGAGCGUCUACUGUAUUUAGAUCUUGUACAGAAUCCUAAAAUUGUAUUUUCGGCCGAACCUGAGGAGCUCUCCAGUUAGUGAAUCAUCAACACUUGUGCAUUGUAAGGAACGAAGUGCAAUACAAACCAGCUAUACAACUGUGAUCAAACAAAGAUAAACUGUUUUUAUUAUAAAAUGAGAUGUGUUGUAGUAUUUGCUGUAAACAAGUAUGAUUGGUAAAUAAAGUAUCCUCAAGCAGUCGGCUAAAGACGUUUUGAUAUUG
Molecule: messenger RNA, 6432 nt
Organism: Anastrepha ludens (Mexican fruit fly)
Lineage: Eukaryota; Metazoa; Arthropoda; Insecta; Diptera; Tephritidae
Gene: inaE
Exons: 17
Coding region: 1158-5258 (1366 amino acids)
Biological process (GO): lipid metabolic process
Cellular component (GO): dendrite membrane; postsynaptic membrane
Source: RefSeq, a predicted model, not a curated record